Poecilia reticulata (guppy) is the source of this 1779-nucleotide messenger RNA. RefSeq names its product gap junction Cx32.2 protein-like. Gene Ontology annotation, molecular function: gap junction channel activity. The record is from RefSeq and is a predicted model, not a curated record. Lineage: Eukaryota; Metazoa; Chordata; Actinopteri; Cyprinodontiformes; Poeciliidae. Gene Ontology annotation, cellular component: connexin complex. Gene Ontology annotation, biological process: cell-cell signaling.
GCAGUAGUAAAAAUAGGUCCAUAAAGACAUAGAACAACCCACGACAGUUUGAUUCAUUUGGAAUAAAAUUAUAGCAGUGACUGACAUUUGCAAGUCAAAAGUUAUGGUUGCUAUAAUUUUUACACUAUAAUUCAGCAGAUGAUGAACGUAUAAAAGUGUAAAAGUCACUCUGACUGCGUAUGAGACGGGGUUGAUUAUGUUAGCGAGACAAAGCUCCUCUAUAAUGGCUGAAUAUUGUCUUAAAACCUCCAUCUGUACUUAGUUUUUCAUGUUUAAUAUGCUAUAAUGGACAAUUUCUGUCAGAACAAUGUGGUUUUUGCUUUUUACACCCCAACUCUGUUAUUAAUUUACAAAAAAAACUCCUCACUUUUUAGAUCCAUAUCUCGCGUAUUUGUCCUAAAACAGAACUAUUCACACAGCUGAUGCAGAAACAUGGGUUUUUUAAACUGCUGCCAAUCAUUAACUUCCACAAUCUUGUCAGAGCUCAGCCCAAAUGUCUCAUUUCCAGAUGUCACGACAACGUGACGGCUCAAGCGGUUGUGCAACAGCAUCUAAUCUAAAGUUCAAGGUAUCGUCCACGAGUUUGACUCGGAGCGGUGGACGCUGUCAUUCAGCUUCAGCGCCGGUGGCCAGUCAGUUUGUCUCACAGAAGACCGUUUUAAAUCAAAGGAGCCAUGGGAGAGUGGGGAUUCCUGUCCACUCUGCUUAACAAGGUGCAGACCCACUCCACUGUGGUGGGAAAGGUCUGGCUCAGCGUGCUUUUCAUCUUCAGGAUCAUGGUUCUUGGAGCGGGAGCCGAGAAGGUUUGGGGGGAUGAACAGUCCAAAAUGGUUUGCAACACCAAGCAACCUGGUUGUAAGAACGUCUGCUACGACCAAGCCUUCCCCAUCUCGCACAUUCGGUUCUGGGUUCUCCAGAUCAUCUUCGUCUCCACGCCAACCCUGGUCUACCUCGGCCACGUCAUCCAUGUCAUCCACAAAGAGAAAAAGCUGAGAGAAUACAUUGAAGCCCACCCCAGCCGGGGGAUUGUGAAGGUACCAAAGUACUCUGACGAGAAGGGGAAAGUCCAGCUCAAGGGCAACCUGCUGGGAAACUACAUGACCUCCAUCUUCUUCAGAAUCCUGCUGGAGAUAGGCUUCAUAGUGGGGCAGUACUACCUGUACGGGUUUGUCAUGGAGCCGCAGAUCGUCUGCAACCGGGCGCCGUGUCCCUUCACCGUCGAGUGCUUCAUGUCCCGGCCCACGGAGAAAACCAUCUUCAUCAUCUUCAUGCUGGUCAUGUCCUGCGUCUCGGUGGUGCUCAACGUGGUGGAGAUCUUCUACCUGGCGUGCACCAGGUCGUCCAGGCGGAAGUCCAAAUCGGUGCCGACGACGGCCAUCGCCGUCCACCCGCGUUUCACCACCGACAGCAUGAUGAAGAACGAGAAGCUGGGUCGCCAUGACUCCAGCACGGCUUGAGGGACGACGUUCGGUGUAUCCACCGAGUCUGUUGGCGGCAGGGCGGGGAAGCGGUGACUACACUGCAAAAACACAAAAUAUUACCAAGCAUUUCUGGUUUGUUUAGUGCAAUUAUAUUAGUACACUUGAAAUAAGAAAAACUAAGAAGUAGGUUUUCAGCAAGAUAUAAGAGCUUGUUAUAUGUUGCUCUAUGACUUUUGAUUUUCGUGUUUUUAUAAUGCAAAGCACUUUGAAGUGCUUUGUUUCUGAAAUGUGCAAUACAAAUAAACUUGAUUGGCUGAUUAUUUCAAGUAAAAAAUUCCUUCAGCUGCAGUAUGUAACC